AUGGACAACUAUAUCACCGUGGAUCCGUUAACAAAUAAGCCCAUUGAAUGCUGGAGAAAAUAUCAGCGACAAGGUCGUAUCUCAGAGCCUGCGAAGACCUUAAGGCUUGAUACGCCAGUCUUUGACAACAAAGUGAGAUUCGUGUGCAUUUCCGAUACGCACGACAAGCUGGACGAGUUUUUGUCGAUAAUUCCUGAUGGUGAUGUUCUGAUUCAUGCUGGAGAUUUCACAAACUAUGGCGAUCUUGGUGAAGUAAUAAAAUUCAACGCUGAAAUCGGUGAACUCCCCCACAAAUACAAGUUGGUUGUUCCGGGGAAUCAUGAAUUGGGAUUCGAAGACGGUGAGGCGAUGAAUGAGAAGCUGUUGGCAGGGCUGAGCAUGCUUGGAAUAAGUAAAGCCUACGAAUUGCUCAGUAACUGCACGUAUCUAUGCGAUCGGAGCGUUGAGGUGUAUGGUAUAAAAAUCUAUGGAGCACCAUGGCACUCAAUGCCCGGGUACUCAUUUUAUCGCCCGCGCGGACAGAAGAUCCUCCAUAAAUGGAAUCAAAUUCCGGCGAAAACCGACAUACUGAUAACUCACAUACCGCCUCUGGGCCACGGUGAUUUCAAUUCAUGGAACAAAAUGGAUGGUAUUCUUGCCGGAGACGUGGAACUACUGAACUCCGUUGAACAACGCAUCAUGCCAAAAUAUCACGUCUUCGGCCAUGUACACCAGAUGCACGGUGCAACCACCAAUGGCACUACGACGUUCAUCAACGCUUCGUUAUGUGAUCACAAACUCCGCAGCGCUUACGAUCCUAUAAUUUUCGAUCUGCCUCUACCAAGCGGUGUAACUAAAUAA
Molecule: messenger RNA, 840 nt
Organism: Angiostrongylus costaricensis
Lineage: Eukaryota; Metazoa; Nematoda; Chromadorea; Rhabditida; Metastrongylidae
Source: the annotation of a GenBank genome assembly